CUCACACCAGUUGAGGGAAAUCUGAGCUGAGCUGAAGACGAAAACUCAGAAUUUCAAUUUAAUUAAAUUAGUCGUCGAGAGAUUUUCCUAAAAGGGGGGGAACGGGGAGUAGGGGGAGGAGACCUAGGAAUAAUUGCUGCUGUUAAUAUGUCCUCGAAUUAUGGGAGUAGUGGGAGCAGUCGUAGCUAUAGUCGGGGGGAUUAUGGCAGAACGAGAGAUCAUCGGGACAGGGACAGAGACAGGGACAGAAGUUAUAGAUCGAGGAGUUAUUACAAUAAUAAUAGUAGUAGCAGUAAUGAUAAUAAUCGAAGCAGAUACUAUAAUCGAGGUUCACGAAACCAUUCCCCGCCGAGAAGGAUUGUCCCAGCAGACAGUCAUUCUCCUCCAAGGUCUAAUGACAAGUAUCGGAGUUCCUACUCGUCUUCUAAUAAUGCUCCUAAAUCAUCCUACUCCGGUCGGCGCACCCCUCCUACUGUUAAACUGGAAGGAUACCAAAGUUCAGAGUCCUACUAUACGCCACCCCCACGAGAGCCUCCCUUCUACAACCAUACGCCUGAACAACUUCAUCAUGAAAACCGGGGAAAUCACAACAAUCAUUCACUUCCUCCCCAUCACCCACAUCACCCCAUCGCUGGAUCUCUUGAACAACGUCAACACCCUCCACCACCCCCUGUCGGACCUCCCGGCGUCUAUAUACCUGGGGGAGCGCCACCACCACCACAUAACUACCCCUAUCAUCCGCAGGGUGUUUAUGGGCAAGAAGAGUAUUUAAAUGGGGUCGCUGGACCGGGUAGACCACCUAAGAAACCUAAGAAGCCGAAAAAAGAAAAACCUGACAUUAACGUAGUUGCCGAUGGAGUGAUAAGCCAGCUAAAGACUAAAGGAAUUUUUGACAAGUUUAGAAGAGAAUGCUUGUCCGAGUCUGAUUCAAAGUCUUCAUUUAUGAAUCUGCAUUCAAGAGUGACAACGACGGUGGACGCAUUCCUGCGCGGGUUGACGUGGACGCCAACGUUUCCUAAAAUGAAUGCUAGGAUCCAAAUGCGGAAAAGGAUAGAAGAGGCACCAUUUUUUAAACCCGGGAUUGAAAAUAUUGUUGCCCAAUGUUUACGAGGCAAAAUGGGAGCUGAAUUUAUUCCCGUAAUCGAAGACGAAACCUUCGACUAUAUGGGCUGUGAUAGGAAGCAUCAAAAGGAGGAAGAAGUAGCAGAUAGUGACACAAAAAUUAAGGUGGAAAAUGGUCAAGAAUCCGCAGAAACUAGCCAAGAAACUACUCAAAGUAUACCUUUCCAAGAAGCUGGAUCUGACUUAUGUUUCCCCGUCCCACCACCACCCCCUCCAUAUGAUCCUCCCCCACCACCACCACCACAACCAUCAUGGAGGCCGCUGCCGCCGGCCCUCCCACCACAACCACCACCACCCGUUAGAAAUGAGAGCCCUCCUUUCCCUCCCCCACCACCUCCAGAGUCUCCUGUGUCCUCCUCGACAGAAUUGUCCGAUCCCAGCAAUGUUUUUAAUGCCCAGAAGGCUAGCAGCAUUGACAGUGAUAGUCAGUCCAACAAUAUUUCAAGUGAAAACAAAGACCUUGUUCAAGUCAAUGGUUGGAACCAAGAAGCAAAAGACGAUGAAGAAAUGGAAACGUGUUCAUACGAGGAUGAAGCUUUUGUGGAAGAGGAUGACGAAUCAGAAGAUGAAUCGCCGAUGUUUGAGAAAAUUGGUGAAGUUUCGCCCCCUCGACCUGUGUAUCUUGAAGAUUCUGAAGAUAUAUUACGCGAGCUCGAAGAAGAAGCCCGUCGUAAUGCAGAAUAUACAGAAAAAUCAAAGUCCACAACUUCCGAAGAUGAAACUUGCACAACUACAUUAUCACCUGUAAAAGAGGGGUGCAAGUUUCUAGAACCACCACCUCUUUUUAAAGAAAAAUUAGCCUAUUAUAAGAAAUUGCCAGAAUGUGGAGUGGAUAAGUGAUUUUGUAUGGAACAAUUGCCUAGUAAUAUGACUACGAUAAUUAUUGUUAAUAUUAUGCUAUAUAACGACGUGAGAGACCUCCUGGUCAUUAAACACAGAAUUUACUUUUUAACAUGUUUGCCGCAACAAACACAACUAUUUGUACAACUUGACUUACUACUAUGUAACUAAAGAUAAUUGACUCAUUUUUGUGCAAAGUCUAAUUUAUACAUAAUAUAGAGUUUUUAUUACAUUAUAUAUUAGUUAUUUAUAUACAUACAUACAUAUAUAUGUCUUGAAGCAGUCACUCUUUGCUUAAGGUAAUUGACUAAUUAUACAACCCCCACGUACAACUUUUUAUAACUCUCUAAAAGAAUUUAUACGUUUCGUUAAUAGUCUCGUUCAAAUCAUAAUUUAAAUGUGUAGCCUUCUAUAUAGCUUAAAAUGUUUUUAACUCAAAAUUGUCCAUAAUCAUUACUAGUUUUGACCAUUGCAAGCGUUGCUGCGUUAAAUGCUCCUUUUUAUAUUUUCUAAUGUAACCCACCCAGUCAUUCAAAAUAGAUGUAAAUUAAAUUAUAUGUUAUUCUUAUAUAUAUAUCUAUGUAUACAAUACAUAUGAGUUACUAUAUAUGUAUUAUCUCAUUACUAAUGUAAUCCUUCUUUACAAUACAAAGAAACAGAUUUCUUAAACGUCCGUCCGAAA
Molecule: messenger RNA, 2644 nt
Organism: Folsomia candida
Lineage: Eukaryota; Metazoa; Arthropoda; Collembola; Entomobryomorpha; Isotomidae
Product: cyclin-dependent kinase 12
Exons: 5
Coding region: 148-1962 (604 amino acids)
Source: RefSeq, a predicted model, not a curated record